AUGGCCGGCCAGUUAUGCCUCCCUGUCUCCCCGCGCCUCUCUUCCGUGAAGCCCUUGAAGCCGCACUUUGGAAACAUCCAAGUGGGCAUCUGUGUGGCGAUCCAGCGCAGCGAUGGGCGGAUCCACCUCGUGGUGGUCACAGAGGUCAAAACACAAAACGCUUGGGUCACGGUAGAAUGGGUCGAAAAAGGAGUCAAAAAAGGCAAAAAGAUUGAUCUAGAGGCCAUAUUCCUGCUGAAUCCAGCGCUGGCCUCUGCUGAGCACCCCACGCCGGCCAGGGCGUUGCCCUCCUUGUCUCUAGCGCCCUCUUCGGCCAUCGGGAACCAGCGGGCGGCCACGCGGUGGAGUGCGAGGAUCCCCCAGAUAAACGAAACGCCCUCGGGGGACAGUCCGGAUGUGAGAGUUCCCAGCAGUCUUUGCCUGAUGAAGCAGAAAAAGUCUCCCUGCCUACGGGAAAUUGAGAAACUGCAAAAGCAGCGAGAGAAGCACAGACGGCUGCAGCUGGAGAUCCGAGCUCAGCGCGCCCUGGCUGUCAACACAGGAAACCCCAACUACGAGAUUCAGAGCACGAUCGAGGAAUGCCGCAGGCACCUGGACUGCAACCAGUUGUCGGGCCCGAAGCCACUGGAGGACCACCGCAUCUGCGUCUGCGUGAGGAAGCGGCCUCUCAACCAGCGGGAGACCACCAUGAAGGACCUGGAUAUCAUCACCAUCCCCUCGGACAAAGUGGUCAUGGUGCACGAGUCCAAACAAAAGGUGGACCUUACUCGCUACCUGGAGAACCAGACCUUCUGCUUUGACCACGCCUUUGACAACACUGCCUCCAACGAGUUGGUGUACCAGUUCACGCCACUGGUUGAGUCCAUCUUCCACAAAGGCAUGGUUACCUGCUUUGCCUAUGGGCAGACGGGCAGUGGGAAAACGCACACCAUAGGUGGAGCCUUUUCAGGAAGGGACCAAGAUUGUUCUAAAGGCAUUUAUGCCAUGGUGGCACAGGAUGUCUUCCUCCUGCUCAAAACUUCUGCUUAUAAGAAGCUGGACCUCAAAGUCUAUGGGACAUUUUUUGAGAUUUAUGGGGGAAAGGUGUAUGACUUGUUGAACUGGAAGAAGACACUGCAAGUCCUUGAGGAUGGCAGUCAGCAAAUCCAGGUGGUCGGGCUGCAGGAACAAGAGGUGUGCUGUGUGGAGGACAUGCUGAACCUUGCGGAACUCGGGAACAGCUGCCGGACUUCAGGACAGACAUCAGUCAAUGCCCACUCUUCCAGGAGCCACACAGUGUUCCAGAUCAUUUUAAAGUCUCGAGGGAAACUGCAUGGUAAGUUUUCCCUUGUUGACUUAGCUGGGAAUGAAAGGGGAGCUGAUACUGCCAAGGCCAACCGGAAAAGACAGCUGGAAGGAGCAGAGAUUAAUAAGAGUCUCCUCGCACUCAAAGAAUGCCUCCGGGCUUUGGGUCAGAACAAGUCUCAUACCCCAUUCAGAGCCAGCAAGCUCACACAGGUGCUCCGGGACUCCUUUAUAGGCCAGAACUCCUCCACUUGCAUGAUUGCUACUAUCUAUCCAGGGAUGGCCUCUUGCGAAAACACCCUCAACACCUGAAGAUAUGCCAACAGAGUAAAAGAAAUAACUCUAGAUUUAAGGCCUCACCAUCGUUGUCUUUAUCCCGCUGAACGUGAGGUGCCAAGGAUGUUGGAAAAUCACAUUAGAAAUUCACAAAUGUCCCUUCAAGGGAACGAAUUUAUUAAAAUGCCUUGUAUGCAGAGUGAGAAGGAGGAAGAGACUAAAGAAAUCAAAGCACCAUCCUCUCCAUUAAUGGAGGAUAUAGCAUUCUCCUGGAAGGAAUGAAGCCAACGGCCAGGGAAUAACAUCCAGGAGACAGCUGAUGGGGUAAACUGUGAUGUUGAUUUUUGCAUUGCCCAGUUAUUGUCCAUUUUGGAGCAGAAAAUAGGUUUUCUGACUGAGAUUCAAAGGAAACUGAAAUUAUUACGAGCUGACCUUCAAAAGAAGAGCAAGUAUAGUGAAGCCAAUGGUGAGAGAUCAGACCUGAAAUGA
Molecule: messenger RNA, 2049 nt
Organism: Balaenoptera ricei (Rice's whale)
Lineage: Eukaryota; Metazoa; Chordata; Mammalia; Artiodactyla; Balaenopteridae
Gene: KIF2B
Product: kinesin family member 2B
Biological process (GO): microtubule-based movement
Molecular function (GO): microtubule binding; ATP binding; microtubule motor activity
Source: RefSeq, a predicted model, not a curated record